Messenger RNA from Eucalyptus grandis, 1152 nucleotides. Its product is annotated as pathogenesis-related thaumatin-like protein 3.5. The transcript has 3 exons. Gene Ontology annotation, biological process: defense response. Lineage: Eukaryota; Viridiplantae; Streptophyta; Magnoliopsida; Myrtales; Myrtaceae. The record is from RefSeq and is a predicted model, not a curated record. Bases 71 to 940 code for a protein of 289 amino acids. Gene Ontology annotation, cellular component: extracellular region.
CACAGGCAUACACACAUCAUGCACGUCGAAGUGUAGCCCUCAUCGGCGACAGAGGACAGGCCAAAGAGAAAUGGCUUUUCACGUCAGUCUGCUCCUCAAAGUCUUGCUCCUACUCGGCAUAGCCGCAACAGAAGUAGCCUCUCAAGGGAACAGAAAAUUUACUAUACAAAACAACUGCAAAGAGACUGUAUGGCCAGGGAUAACAAAUGGUGAAAGUUUCAACCGCAGUGGCUUUGAAUUGAAACCGGGCCAAUCUGCCGUCUACACUCCAUCGGCGACUUGGUCCGGGCGGAUCUGGGGCCGAACCGGCUGCAAUUUUGAUAAGAACGGCAACGGCGCUUGCCAAACUGGUGCAUGCGGCAAUUCCUUGAGCUGCCUUGGGCCUGGGAGCUCGCCUGUUUCGAUUGCCGAGUUCACCCUCGGAGAUCCAGAUUAUUAUGACGUUAGCCUUGUGAGCGGCUUCAAUUUGCCCAUAGUGAUAAAGCCCGUAAAUGCUAAGGUAAAUUGCAGCACCGCCGGGUGCGACGGAGAUUUGAGAUCGAAUUGCCCCUCGGAGCUCACCGUCAAGUCCAAUGGGAAGGUGAUUGCUUGCGACAGCGCAUGCGAUAAAUUCAACACGGAUGAGUACUGCUGCAGGGGCGCUUUUGGUACUGCAGAUUCUUGCCAGCCAAGUAACUAUUCAAAGGCUUUCAAGUCUUUCUGCCCAGAUGCUUAUAGCUACGCGAAAGACGACCCGACGAGCCUCAAAACAUGCUCUAGCCCAGAAUACGUCGUGAGCUUCUGCUCGUCGAGGAAUGGAACGGUAUGCUCUGUUCAUGACGGUACAUUGAAAUGCAGUGGAUCGACUGAUUUGAGGGCACCCUCCUACGGAUGGUGGUUUCUGGCGAUCGUGCUGCCCAUGAUCGUCGGCACCCAUCAGUUUUUGGGGUUCAUUAUGUGAAUCAACUUUUUGAAUUUGUAUAUUGACGCAAUCGUGUUGAUUCGCGACUGUAAUUUGGUGGUUUUUCUGAUUUCCAAACAACGCGUGUGAUUUUAAACAGUGAGAGAUAUAUGCACAAAGAGGUACCAAGAACAUGUAAAUGAAAGGAAAGAAGUGCGUGUACAUACAGUGAUCCUUUAUUUUUGGUUUAAGGGAGGCUUUUAUUUAACGGA